Messenger RNA from Vanderwaltozyma polyspora DSM 70294, 1707 nucleotides. RefSeq names its product nuclear protein localization protein 4 (gene NPL4). Gene Ontology annotation, biological process: ubiquitin-dependent protein catabolic process. NCBI's taxonomy places the organism in Eukaryota, Fungi, Ascomycota, Saccharomycetes, Saccharomycetales, Saccharomycetaceae. Gene Ontology annotation, cellular component: nucleus. Bases 1 to 1707 code for a protein of 568 amino acids. The transcript has a single exon. Gene Ontology annotation, molecular function: ubiquitin binding; ubiquitin protein ligase binding. The record is from RefSeq and is a predicted model, not a curated record.
AUGUUGUUAAGGUUUAGGUCAAAAAUUGGGAUGAAUAGGGUAUCCUGCGAGGCUACUGAUCUAUUUGGUGAUGUUGUUGAGAACUGGGUGAAAGAGGUUGGGUUAAAUGUUGAUCCAGGGACCGUUGUUGUCGGUAAUGACCCAGGGAGUGCUAAGGAACCGGUUUCUAAUAUUGCUGGUAGAUCUGUGGAAGAAAUGGGGUUGAAACAUGGUGAUAUCGUUUACAUUGAAUAUUCUGAUUCAAGUGGUUCUAAUGAAGGCCAGAGUGUUCCUGUAAAUGCUGUGGGUGCUGGAUCAGCUGUUAUCAGUGAAUUGCCUGUUGAUGUAUUGUUGGAGAAAGAAGAUGGGUUGAUCAAGAGAACUAGAUCUUCUCUUUGUAAGCAUGGUGACAAGGGGAUGUGUGAAUAUUGUUCACCAUUGCCCCCAUGGGAUAAAGAAUAUCAUGCGGAAAACAAGUUGAAACAUAUCUCUUUCCAUUCUUAUUUGAAGAAACUAAAUGAAGCAACGAACAAGAAAUCUAGUGGUAGUUCGUAUAUUCCACCUUUAUCACAACCAGAUUAUAAAAUCAACAAGCGUUGUAACAAUGGACAUGAACCUUGGCCUCGAGGUAUUUGUUCUAAGUGUCAGCCAUCUGCGAUAACUCUUCAACAACAGGAGUUCAGGAUGGUCGAUCAUGUUGAGAUCCAACAGAGUGAUUUGAUCAAUCAAUUUAUCGAAUCUUGGAGGGCAACAGGUAUGCAAAGAUUUGGUUAUUUAUAUGGUAGUUACGAGAAAUACGAUUCUACACCAUUGGGUGUGAAAGCUGUAGUGCAUGCAAUCUAUGAACCACCUCAACAUGACGAACAAGAUGGGUUGACAAUGGAUUUAGAGCAAGUAGAGGAGGAAAUGCAAAAAGUAGAUCAAAUAGCAAUGAGCAUGGGGUUAUUAAGGGUUGGUUUAAUAUUUUCUGAUUUGACUGAUACUGGUAAUGGUAAUGGUACAGUUUUCUGCAAGAGACAUAAAGAUUCUUUCUUUUUAUCAUCUUUAGAGAUAAUCAUGGCCGCUAAACAUCAAUUGGCAUUUCCAAAUGCAAGUAGAUUUAGUGAACAAGGUAAAUUUUCAUCAAAGUUUGUCACCUGUGUAGUUUCUGGUAACCUUGAUAGUGAAAUUGAUAUAACAAGUUACCAAGUCUCCAUUGAAGCUGAAGCAUUAGUUGACGCUAAAAUGAUCAGUGGCUCAACACAUCCAUCAAUGGCUUACAUUAACGAAACUAACGAAGAAGUAUACGUUCCUGAAAUUUUCUACAUGAAGACUAAUGAAUAUGGACUAACAGUGAAAGAAAAUGCCAAACCUGCAUUCCCAGUCGACUAUCUAUUAGUAUCAUUGACACACGGUUUCAUUACAGAAGACUCCAAGAAUCAAAUAAAAUUCCAUUCAACUGGUGGAUUCCCUUGGGCAAACAGACAAGCAAUGGGAUUAUCACAAGAUUACCAAGAAUUGAAAAACUAUCUAUACAGUGCAGCAACUGGAGGUGAUUAUAAUCUAUUACAUGAAAAAAUUUCGAACUUCCAUCUCCUAUUAUACAUCAAGUCAUUAGAAAUAUUCAAUGAAAAGGAUUGGUCAUUACUAAUAACUUCAGCAAUUUCAGAAAACUGGGAACAGCCUUUAAUCCAAUUAACAACUACCGAGUCAUUUAACAGUCUAGUGCUAAUCAUGGAAAUGAUAUAA